Molecule: messenger RNA, 3586 nt
Organism: Hypoxylon trugodes
Lineage: Eukaryota; Fungi; Ascomycota; Sordariomycetes; Xylariales; Hypoxylaceae
Product: MCM-domain-containing protein
Exons: 3
Coding region: 256-3189 (977 amino acids)
Biological process (GO): double-strand break repair via break-induced replication; mitotic DNA replication; DNA replication initiation
Cellular component (GO): MCM complex; nucleus
Molecular function (GO): ATP binding; single-stranded 3'-5' DNA helicase activity; single-stranded DNA binding
Source: RefSeq, a predicted model, not a curated record
GGCCUUGGCAUCUGCAACCACUUAAGAAUACAACUUCUGAUUGGUUCGUAUUGUGGAUAGAAACGCCAAAAUUCGCGUUCCCUAAAUCUCAGGCGCGACGUAAAUGGGUCCCCGUACUUGCCCCUCCACUUCAACUCCUUUAAUUUUUCGAUCCGAACUAAAUAAUUGCGAUUGAACCUUAUCAAACGUUCCCACUAUCUUCAACACCACCAUACCCACUUACCACCAGCAUCGUCGCGGCUUUUCAAGUUCACAAUGGCGACUCCAAGUGAUGCUGGCUUCUUAUCCGAUGCCCCUUCAAGACCUGCCACUACCCCUAAACAGAGAUCAUUCAGAGGCUCUUCAGCUCGACCGCGAGGUCCUCCAUCCGAAAGUCUAGCAGCGCCCAGCGAUGAUGAGGGUGAUGGAUUUGCAGACGAUCAAAUACCUAGCCGCACAAGACGGCGAGAUCCUGCAGCAAUUCCUCGAGUAGAAGAUAGGAUUGGUAUCACUGUUCAGGAACACUUUGAAAACUUCAUAGAAGAGUUCAUCGAUGAUCUUCCCCCAUCAGCUGCCCCCACAUCGAGUGCCGUUACUACAGACAAAUUCUACGUCGCCCAAAUUCAUGGAAUGCGCAUUUACCAAUUAUCGACCUUUUACGUCAAUUAUAACCAUGUGGCUAGUUAUCAAAAUGGUGGUUUGGCAAAUGCUAUCAACACCCAAUACUACCGAUUCCUCCCUUUCCUCACCAACGCCCUACAUAAUAUGAUCGCCAAGCACGAACCCCAGUACUUCCGUGAACAUCGACAGGCAACAACAUCUAGCAACCAAACCACAUCUGGCGCCAGUAAUAUUGGUUCGGGUAGCCAAUCUGAACUACAAGGAAGCAAAACAGCGAACCAGCAAACAGACAAGUUGUUCGCUAUUGCUUUCUACAACCUCCCCCUCGUUUCUCGAGUCCGUAGCUUGCGCGCUAAGAAUAUCGGGCAACUUCUUUCUAUAUCUGGAACUGUCACACGUACAUCCGAAGUACGACCAGAACUGUCCCUUGCGACAUUUACUUGCGAGAAUUGUCGCUCAGUUAUCCCCAAUGUCGAGCAAACGUUUAGAUAUACUGAACCUACACAAUGUCCUAACGCCGAAUGUGGAAACCGUCUAGCAUGGCAGCUCGAUAUUCGGCAAAGUACCUUUGUCGACUGGCAGAAGGUCCGAAUUCAAGAGAACAGUUCAGAGAUCCCCACAGGUAGCAUGCCGCGGACGAUGGACGUCAUUCUACGAGGUGAGAUGGUGGACCGCGCGAAGGCGGGAGAGAAGUGUAUCUUUACGGGUGCUUUAAUCGUCGUGCCGGAUGUAAGCCAGUUGGGCCUCCCCGGUGUUCGACCUACGACGAUUCGAGAUGACCGAAAUGCGCCGCGAAAUAAUGAUGCUGGCGGCAGUGGAGGAGUUUCGGGUCUAAAGUCCUUGGGUGUUCGUGAUUUGACCUACCGGUUGGCCUUCCUAGCCAACAUGGUUACCCCCGAUACAUCCACACCUGGUCAAACUGCUUCUCGGCAAGUUAACGAUAUCAUCAAUUCCCUCACCCAAUCAUCCGCCGACACGGCUGGAUCAGCCGAGGAGGCUCAGACAGCGGUCUUGAACUCUAUGAUGCCUAGCGAGAUCGACGAGCUUCGUGAGAUGGUACACAGUGACCACAUUUACGCCCGUCUAGUCCAGUCUCUCGCGCCUACAGUCUAUGGGCACGACAUCGUGAAGAAGGGCCUACUACUGCAAUUGAUGUCUGGUGUACACAAAACCACCGCCGAAGGUAUGGCCCUUCGAGGUGACAUCAAUAUUUGCGUUGUUGGUGAUCCAUCUACCUCAAAAUCACAAUUUUUGAAGUACAUCUGCUCUUUCGCACCACGUGCAGUGUACACUUCAGGAAAGGCCUCUUCUGCUGCUGGUCUCACAGCCGCAGUCGUCAAAGACGAAGAGACUGGUGAAUUUACCAUUGAAGCUGGUGCUCUUAUGCUUGCUGAUAAUGGUAUCUGCUGUAUCGACGAAUUUGACAAGAUGGAUAUUGCAGAUCAAGUCGCCAUUCACGAAGCCAUGGAACAGCAGACGAUUUCUAUCGCGAAAGCUGGUAUUCAAGCUACUCUAAACGCGCGAACGUCCAUCCUAGCAGCGGCGAACCCUGUAGGAGGAAGAUAUAAUCGUAAGGCUACUUUGCGAUCAAAUAUCAACAUGUCGGCGCCCAUUAUGUCACGUUUCGAUUUGUUCUUCGUAAUCCUGGAUGAGUGUAACGAAGCUGUCGAUCGUCAUUUGGCAGAGCACAUCGUGGGUAUCCACGCGCUGCGCGAUGAGGCCAUAGAACCGGAGUUCAGCACUGAGUGCCUCCAGCGCUACAUCCGAUUCGCUCGGACUUUCCGCCCGGAGUUUUCACCUGACGCACGUGAACGCCUUGUGGAACGGUACAAGGAACUCCGAGCUGAUGACGCACAGGGUGGUGUGGGGAAGAAUAGCUACCGAAUCACGGUUCGACAAUUGGAGAGUUUGAUUCGGUUGUCGGAGGCUAUUGCUAAGACGAAUUGUGUCGAGGAGAUUACGCCUGAGUUUGUGGAUGAAGGGUUUAAUCUGCUGAGACAGAGUAUUAUUUCUGUUGAACAUGAUGAUGUUGAGAUGGAUGAAGAUUAUGAUGAUACGCCCGAGGACUCGGCUGAGUUGAUUGCGGCUGCGGAUAGGGCGUCGGGAAGUGCAGGGCCGUCUGGGACGAGGGAUGAGGAGGGUGAUGAGGAGAUGGGCGAUGAUGAUGCGAAUAACGAUGCUAGUGCUAGUGCUAGCGCGCAACCUAGUCGUGAGCCGAGCAGUGCGCCUGCGAAGAAGAAGACGGCGAUCACGUACGAGAAGUACAUCAGCAUGGUGAACUUGAUCGUGUCCCGCGUCAGCGAUGAUGAGUCGACGGGAGCGGGCGAAGGUAUUGAUGGGGAUGCUCUAGUGGAGUGGUACUUGGAGCAGAAGGAGGAGGAGCUUGAGGGCGAAGAGGAUUACCACCGCGAGAUGAACGUCGCGAAGAUGGUUUUGAAAAAGAUGGUCAAGGACAAUAUUCUAAUGGCGGUCCGUGGUGAAGGACUAGCUGAAGACGGCGACGAGGCUGCUGCCGCAGAUGGUGGACCAGCUCCUUCACAGAGAGUUGUCUACGUCAUGCAUCCUAACUGCGCCAUCGAGGAAUACUAAAACUCAUAGGGAAUGGGAUAUUUCUAUACCCCUUUACUAGGUCACUAAGCGAUAUCGUAAUGAGUGAUGGAUGAAACCCUACGAACGACUCGCGCCAUUUAUAUAUGCGUUAUAAUAGAUGUCCACGUAGUUGGUUAAUGUCGGAUGAAGCAGUUUACGAUGAAAGACGGGGUAUGAAGCAAAGUAAUCAAGUCACGAUUUCGAGGGUGAAAGGAGUGGUUCGGACAGGCGCCUGGAGUCUUGGGAAGCAAGAUAUCACUAGGUAGUUAGAGAAGAAAUUAUGAGAUGAAAUGGAAUCAAAUCAAAUCAAAUCAAAAGAUUACAUGGUGUCUUGUCUAAUAUCGUGAAACUUGGCUUGGCAAGUUGAAACCUAGUCUCCGUUGAAUUAAGCUAUGAG